Molecule: messenger RNA, 1437 nt
Organism: Rotaria sordida
Lineage: Eukaryota; Metazoa; Rotifera; Eurotatoria; Philodinida; Philodinidae
Source: the annotation of a GenBank genome assembly
AUGUCAUUGACACAAGUUCUUCCUCAACCGUCAAUGACGGGUUAUGAUCGUGAAGACGAUGAAAUCAAUAAUAAAUCAAAAAGAAAUGAAAUUGCUGUUGUUUCAAAAUUCGUUGUACCACCUUAUGGUCAUCGUCAAGAUUUUGUACCACGCAGACCAGAUAUGUUUGGUGAUGGUGGUGCAUUUCCUGAAAUUCAUAUGGCACAAUAUCCACUUAAUAUGGGUCUUGCAAAAAAUCAAACCUCAAAUGCAAUUCAACUUCAAGUUGAUGCUGAUGGAAAACCAAAAUAUGAUGCUAUUGUUAAACAAAAUGUUAAAGGCAGCAAAAUUGUUUAUUCAAGUUUUGUUGAUUUAUUACCUAAAGAAGUUCGUGAAGAUGAUCCAAGUUUACAAAAACCAUCUGAUGAAGAUUUAAAAGAAAAAACAGAAAAAACACGUCAAGCACUUGAAGCUCUUGUAUCAUCGAAAGUAUCAGCUGCUUUACCUGUUCAACAUGCAGAAAAACAAGCACCUGUUCAAUAUAUUCGUUAUACACCUUCGCAACAAGGAGCAGCUUUUAAUUCUGGUGCUAAACAACGUAUUAUUCAAAUGGUUGAAGUUCAAAAGGAUCCUAUGGAACCACCUCGAUUUAAAAUCAAUAAGAAAAUUCCUCGUGGACCUCCAAGUCCUCCAGCACCAAUUCUUCAUUCACCAACACGAAAAGUUACUGUAAAAGAACAACAAGAUUGGAAAAUUCCACCAUGUAUAUCUAACUGGAAAAAUGCCAAAGGUUAUACUAUCCCACUUGAUAAACGUUUAGCAGCUGAUGGUCGUGGUCUUCAAAGUACACAUAUCAAUGAAAAUUUCGCUAAGCUUGCUGAAGCUUUAUAUACAGCUGAUCUAAAAGCUCGUGAAGCCGUAGAUAUGCGUGCUAAAGUAGAAAAACAAAUGGCUAAAAAACAAAAAGAAGAAAAGGAAGAACGAUUACGUGAAUUAGCUCUCCAUGCUCGAACAAAUCGAGCAGGCAUUCGUCCUACUGAUAAGAGUGAUGAUCAAAGUGCUGAACGAGAUGAAAUUCGACAGGAAAGACAAAAAGAACGACAACGUGCUGCUGCUCUUCAACGAGCUGGAGGCGAUAAACGAAAUCGUCCAAAAGAACGUGAUAUUAGUGAACAAAUUGCAUUAGGUGUACAAACUGCAAGUAGUACAGGUGUUCAAUAUGACCAACGUUUAUUUAAUAUGUCAGCGGGUUUUGGAAGUGGUUUAGGUGAUGAUGAAGCUUAUAAUGUAUACGAUCAACCUUGGAAUUCAUCAACUGCUGUUGCUUCUCAAAUUUAUAAACCAACAAAAACAACAAAGGAUAAUUUUGAAGAUACUGAAGCUUUAAUCAAUACUGCGAAACGGUUCGACUUUUUUUUUUUGUUUCUUUUCUUUAUUUAUUUAAAAAAAUUUGAAUGU